Molecule: messenger RNA, 1189 nt
Organism: Jaculus jaculus (lesser Egyptian jerboa)
Lineage: Eukaryota; Metazoa; Chordata; Mammalia; Rodentia; Dipodidae
Gene: Sugt1
Product: SGT1 homolog, MIS12 kinetochore complex assembly cochaperone
Exons: 13
Coding region: 138-1148 (336 amino acids)
Biological process (GO): protein stabilization
Molecular function (GO): protein-folding chaperone binding
Source: RefSeq, a predicted model, not a curated record
CUGCCUAGGACGGAAGCUCGGUUGGUGUUUCUCCAGAAGUUUCCCCCUUGGGCGGCGGCGGAGCUGGUCACCGCGCUAAUACCCGCUCCUGCAGCAGCAGCAGUAGCAGCAGCAGCAGCAAGCGUGGGGCCUUGGGGAUGGCGGCGGCUGCAGCAGAGCCUGCAACAACCCAGCGGUUUUCCCAGAGCUUCUCCGACGCUGUGAUUGACGAGGACCCCCAGGUGGCGUUAGAGGCACUGACUAAAGCUUUGGAACAGAAUCCAGAUGAUGCACAGUAUUACUGUCAAAGAGCUUAUUGUCACAUUCUUCUUGGGAAUUACUGUGAUGCUAUUGCUGAUGCAAAGAAGUCUCUUACACUCAGUCCAAAUAAUUCCACUGCUAUGCUAAGAAAAGGGAUAUGUGAAUACCAUGAAAAAAACUAUGCUGCUGCUCUAGAAACUUUUACAGAAGGACAGAAAUUAGAUAGUGCCAAUACAAAUUUCCCUAUCUGGAUUAAAAGGUGUCAAGAUGCUCAGAAUGGAUCAGAAUCUGAGGUGUUUGCAUCCCAGAGGACUCAGUCAAAAAUCAAGUAUGACUGGUAUCAAACAGAAUCACAUGUAAUCAUCACACUUAUGAUCAAGAAUGUUGAGAAGAAUGAUGUAAAUGUGGAAUUUUCAGACAAAGAGUUGUCUGCUUUGGUGAAACUUCCUUCUGGAGAGGAUUAUAAUUUGAAACUGAGGCUGCUUCAUCCUAUAAUAUCAGAGCAGAGCACAUUUAAAGUACUAUCAACAAAGAUUGAAAUUAAAAUGAAAAAGCCAGAGGCUGUGAGAUGGGAAAAGUUAGAAGGGCAAGGAGAUGUGCCUAUACCAAAGCAGUUCAUAGCAGAUGUAAAAAACCUAUAUCCAUCAUCAUCGCAUUAUACAAGAAAUUGGGAUAAAUUGGUUGGUGAGAUCAAAGAGGAAGAAAAGAAUGAGAAGUUGGAGGGCGAUGCAGCUUUAAAUAAAUUAUUUCAGCAGAUCUAUUCAAAUGGUUCUGAUGAAGUAAAACGUGCCAUGAACAAAUCAUUUAUGGAGUCUGGUGGUACAGUCUUGAGUACCAACUGGUCAGAUGUAGGUAAAAGAAAAGUUGAAAUCAAUCCUCCUGAUGACAUGGAAUGGAAAAAGUAUUAAAUAAAUUAAUUUGUUAUCACUGUAUUACAUAUAUUCUCUAA